Molecule: messenger RNA, 3444 nt
Organism: Sordaria macrospora k-hell
Lineage: Eukaryota; Fungi; Ascomycota; Sordariomycetes; Sordariales; Sordariaceae
Source: RefSeq, a predicted model, not a curated record
AUGUUACCACCACCUACAACCCCAUCCCUUGAUCCCUUGCCCCUUUUAGAACACCAUCCGUCCCGUCAAAUCCCCUUCCCGCAUCACAUCAUCUCGUCUAAUUCCUGUCCGUCCCGUGGCUUGCAUACCCGUCACCCGUCACCCGUCACCCGUCAUCACCUACCCGCCACGGCGUUACCCUGCGGCGGCCAACGUCCCAAAUGCAACAACUGCAAAGCCAAAGGGCGCCAAUGCGGCUACGACGGCGAAGAGGGCCAGUCGCGCUACAAGGCCAUGAAGUCGCGUCUCGCGCUGCUCGAGAAGACGAUGCAGCAGCUGAGAAAUGCAGCUUCCCCCGAGCAGGCCCUGCGGCUGAUUGAGGACCUCAAGCAAACCCCUGACGAGUUUUUCACCCCCAUGGCGGCUAUUGAUGAGGAUGAGAAUAUGGGAACGCCACCUGCACCAAUUGGAACACCCACUACGACGACUACUUCGAUGGUUGCGACUCCUGUUGGUGGAAAUACAUCUACUACAUCUGCAAACACUACUACUGGAACGCCUAGCUUGCAGCAUGCUUCCAGCUACAACAGUCUCGACAGCAACAGCGGCAAUAGCCAGAACCAGAACCAGAACCAAGGAACGCUUGUCGGACUUGGAUCUUUAACGACUACAACCACUGCUUCUUCGUCCCGCCAUAACUCCGGCCAGUCUGCUCAGCUGGGACUACAGGAACAACAAGGUCAAGAAGAAAAUGCGUCUCCCCUUCGUGAUCGAACUUCGGUAUCGACCGAACCGCCCGUUUUGUCUCCCACACCGUGGCAGCUGUGGGACACCAAUAGCAAUGGCAAUGGCAACAGCAGCAACGCGGGUGUCGAUCCCUCUCCCGGAGGAACCGUAGAAGGAGGACAAGGAGGAGGAGGACAUGCAGCAACUUCUAUUCACUUCCCAAUCCCAGACCUCGAAACCACCAACCUGGCCAUAAACGAGUACUUCAUCCGCAUCGACCGCUUAUUCCAGCCUUUUUCGCGGGAUGAGCUUAAAUCGCUGCAUCGAAUUGCGUCUGGCGACUCCUCCUCCCCCGCCUUUUCCUUUUCCACUUCCCAUAUUGACCGCAAACACCAGGAACAAAUCGCCCUCAGCUGCCUCACAGCCGUCGCUUCUUUAGGAUCUCAAUGCCUGAUGGACGCACAGACCAACAGUCGGGUGCAAGAACAAGAAGCGUUUGCGAAUAUCGCGCGCCAUUACCUCGAUGUGGUCAUUGAGCAUGAGCCGCUUGAUGCGGUGCGGGUGUGUGCGGUGCUCGCGGGAACGGUGAUUAUGAAUAAGCCGGGACUGGCGUUGAGUUAUGUUGAAAUGGGAAUAAACCUGUAUUCCCGCGUCUACCGUAUGAAUCACGACCAUCACCACACUGCUGCCCAUGCUGCUGUCCAAAAACAGGCAGCGCAGCAACUCCUUGAGUUCCAGUUCCAGCAGCAGCAGCAGCACGAACAGGCUUUCACUGCACAUGCUAAUGCUGCUGCUUCGAGAUUUGGCCAUGGACAUGCACACGGACAUCACGGAAGUCUUUUAUCUUCCCAAGGCCAAGGAAUGAUGUCCCCUUCGACUUCUGUGCAGGCGCAGAUGGCACUAAGUCCCGUGCCGCAUAAAGAGACGAUUGGGCAUGGAAGGAGUUGGCGGACUUUGGUGUUUUUGGCUAGUAGCGACUUGUUGGUUGAGAGACAGUUGAGUCCGGAAGCUGAGCCGCCUUAUCCUGAUAAUGCGGAUUUGGUUGAGACCCUAACCCGCCUCUGCUACAUCAAAUCCUCCAUCCUGCGUCUCCGCGCCUCCAACCGCGACCUAACUCCUCACUCAAUCCGCCACGUCCUUCUUUCGUUACGACACUGGUACCACACUUUACCUUCGACAAUCCAGCUCAACUUCCACAACCUCAAUCACUUUUCACCCUCGGGCUCGCCCUUCCCCGGCCACCUUCCCUCUUCCUCUUCCUCUUCGAGCAUCCCCUCUUCCUCCUCAGCCCCCUCCUCAAGCCUCCUAGAAACCCACCGGUCCAUCCACCACAUCCACAUUCUCUACUCCGACUCCAUCACCCUUUUAUACCGCUGGCUGAUCAGCCAAAGCAUCACCUGCCGCCUACACGGGAACCACGAAGGUCAUCACGCUUUGGACACCCCCCUGCGAGAAUUACUGCUUGAACACGCUGAUGAUGCCAUCCGCGUCGCCGGACUAAGCGCCGUGGUGCUGAGGCGGAUGAUUCAUAAUGAUGAAGAGAUUCUGAUGCCGUGCUGGACGGCCGGGUUUCAGGCUUAUACUUCUUGCGCGGUUUUGCUGUGGAGUGUGGUAGGGAAGAUGGUUAAUUGUGUUGGUGUGCAUGGUGCUGGUUCUCGUGGACAUGGAGGGGCAGGGGGAUAUGCAGGGGAAAAAGACUGGGAUUCUUUUCAGGAUAGUUACUCCUGGCACGGCGAACUGGAGCGCGUGCGCGACUGCUUGGUUGUCUUGGAACUCUGUGCCAGACUAGGAGGAGGAAGAGAUGGUGCAGAGAGGUGGUGGCGCCGAAUGCGCGUUCUCUUGACGGUGGUUGAGAACUCGGCGACUUAUCGCGCUUGGGAACAGCAGCAACAGCAGCGGGAACGUGGUUACCACCAGACUCAAGGCCAGAACCAGCACGGGAACCACGGGAAUCGACAGCAACAACAUCAACCCCGACCACCCCUAGCGCUCGAACGGCAAGACCGAAGCUAUCUUCUCACCCUCCCACCAGCGCCUCCACACCCGCACGCCACAGAAAAGCCCGUCGACUAUGCUCUCGCAAGAGUGUCAGUCUCCCUCAUCCUCCUCCUGCACCAAAGUUUCGGCGCCCCAGGGAGUCAAAAGCUGGAAGCCGUUGGUGACGAGGAGUUCGCCGUGGGAGACUGGGGGUCGCAUUCGCGGAGGGGCAGCAUUACUGGCACUGCCGCCUCUACUACUGCUGCUGCAUCUGCUGCUGUCGAGGCCAAUGGGAAUGGGAAUGCGAAUGCCAAUGGCAGCAAUGGUGCCAACAACAACAACAACAACAACUUGAAUGUCAAUGCCAAUAGCAAUGUCAACGUUAACGUCAAUGGCUCGCUAUUGGACUUGGAAAGCGAACAAGCCCGGAUUUUGGAGUGGCUAGGGUGGAAUUUGCCUCCUGUUUCUGCUACGUGUAGUGGACAGGGGCAGGGGAUCAAUGGCAAUAGGAUGGGGGGUAUGGCGAAUGUAAACGUGCCUGUGCCUGUUCCUGUUGAUCCCGGAUUAUCUGGGGGCCAGGGCGGUUAUCAGGGUCAGUAUCAGGGGAUGAAUCAGGGGAUGAAUAACCACAACCACAACCACAACCAAGGACAAGGUGGCCAGGGACAUGAUCGUCGUGGUAGUUCUGGUGGAGGAUAUCAACAUGGUCAUCAGCAGGGGAGUAUGGGGAUAGGGAUGAUGAGGAUGGAUUUGGGGAGGUAG